UUCCGACAGGAAGUAAGAAUUUGGAGCAAGGAGCGCAACUGUCGGGAGAAAUGUCGAGUAGUGAACGAGAAGAGAUGGAUGAAAGAGAAACACACGCCGACCAUGUUCCAAAUGAUGAGGAAGAAGUUGGUCAUACACCCACAUUCCGGAAGGCAGUACGAUCAAUCCGGAAAAUCACAGCACGACGAAGAGAAGAAGUACGAAUGUUGAGAAGCUAUCAAAAACGCAGACGAAAGAAAACAAGAAAUGUAUCAUUAAUGUCAUCACUAACAACAGUUGCGGAUAGAGAGAAAGAUUUCAAAAUAAUGACAGGCGUCCAGCAAGAAGCUGAGAAACAGCAAGUAAUGAUUGCUCCAAUGAAGUUUAUCAUAAAACCAGAUCGGACAACACCACCUCCAAUUGAAUCAACUGCACUCAUUUCAGCAGAAUCAACUGAAGCAACAGUAAUUUCGACUCAAGAAACAUCAAAUAGAGCGGAAUGUACAGUAUUAGCUACAAAGCCAACUGUUCCAAUCUCGAACACACCGGAAAGUACAGUAUCAUCCACAGAGCCAACUCUUUAUACUUCAAACAGGAACACACCGGAAUGUACAGUAUCAACUGCAGGACUCUGGAACAUACCGGAAAGUAGAGCACCAGCUAUAGAGCCAACUCUUCAUAUUUCAAGCAGGAACACACCGGAAUGUACAGUAUCAACUGCAGGACUCUGGAACAUACCGGAAAGUAGAGCACCAGCUAUAGAGCCAACUCUUCAUAUUUCAAGCAGGAACACACCGGAGUGUACAGUAUCAGCUACAGGACUAACAAUUCCAAUCUCAAGCACACCGGAAAGUACAGUAUCAGCCAUAGAGCCAACUCUUCAUAUUUCAAACAGGAACACACCGGAAUGCAUAGCAUUAGCCAUUAGACCAACUGUCCCAGUCUCGAAUACAGAAGAAUGUAUAGUAGCAACCACAGGGCCAACUGUUUCCGACAACUGCGAUGUCGCCUCACAAUCGAAAGUCAGGAAUGUUGAUUGGUAUGAAAGUGACACCCCGCUGUCCAUCACACAUGGAUCGACAACAUCCGAAAGUAAUCGGUGCAUUGAAAUUUAUACAUUAACAUAUUAUUCCUUAGGUGGUAAAAUGCAGAGUAAUCUUUCAAGUCAACAAUUUCAAUCAUUGACAACUCAUUUGGAUCACUGUCUAAAUGCUUUGCGCUUACUUCGAAAUGAAGUUGUAUCUGUACAUUGCCGAAUAAUGGAAGGUAGUUGGGAAAGUGAUCCAGCGGACGGUGAAAAGACGCUAGAAGAGAGGCUCGAUUUUAUUAAUCAGAUUUACGAUAACUUGGAAUCGCACGCGAAACAACUGCCAGUCUCGACACCCAUGACGGUACAGAUGGAGCGUCUAAGUCGAUUUCUGCAUGAUGGACAGAUCGAUCCACAUACUAGUGAAUUAUACGAUAAAGCGCUGGAAGCAUCUACAUGGAUGGAAACAAACAAUCAGUUAUUGCAAAUGUAUGCGGAAUUUCUACGCACUGUUGUGGGUAAUCGAAGACGAUCAAUAAUGACGGACCGACCAAUAUCAUAUUCAAAUUAUGGAUUAAAUUCAUCGCCGCAAAGUAUUUUCGAACAAACACUAACAGUUGUACUAAAGGAUCCAAAUAUUAAGAAAAUUGGACUUGUUGGACGAUAUCUGGAGAAAAGUACACUAUCAGCUCUUGUUGAAUUCAAAUUUGGACAAGUAAUAGAUAAACAGUAUGUCUGUUUGCUCAAAAUGCUUAUGGUUGUCAAUAGUGGUGUGCCGGAAUUCGUACAAAUGAUUGCUCCUCAUGAAGAAUGGUCUUAUUUGGAUGUUGGUUCUGGUCAGGUUGACAUUCAUAAGGAAAGCCGAUAUUUAGUAUAUCGGAAGAUGAGUGUUCAAGCAAACAUACAUUUGAUGCAGACAAUAAUGCCUUGUAUUGAUAUUCGAAAUGCACACACGCUUUCAUACGUCUUAAAUUUAUUUGCAAAAUUUUCUGGAGUAUUCGAUAUAAAAUGUCGUGUUUGCAAAAAGAUAAUGAAAGACUAUUUGCCACCACUGAUGUUCGAUCUUCGAUGUCCAAAAAAUGCAUUACACGAGUCGUGUCGAUAA
Molecule: messenger RNA, 2111 nt
Organism: Acanthocheilonema viteae
Lineage: Eukaryota; Metazoa; Nematoda; Chromadorea; Rhabditida; Onchocercidae
Source: the annotation of a GenBank genome assembly